AUGGGCCCCUGUACCGCCUCCUCAUGCUGCUGCCAGGCCCCUAAUCUGCCAUGGGCCCCCGUACCGACUCCUCAUGCUGCUGCCAGGCCCGUAAUCUGUCAUGAGCCCCUGUACCGCCUCCUCAUGCUGCUGCCAGGUCCAGAGUGUGUCAUGGGUCCCUGUACGGCCCCCCAUUGCUGCUGUCUCCAUUGCCACACUCUGCAUGUGCCACUUUCAGGUCUCCUCACACUGCUGGUGGUUUCCAUUUUUGUCAUAGGGUGUGUAUGGCCUCCCAUUGCUGCUGCCUCCACCGCCACACUGUGGCUCCACACUCUGGUUUUGGCCCCGUGACUGCCCAAAUGAGUGAAGUGUGCGGUGAUUCUAAGAUCGACGGCACUCAUCUGCAUGUCAUAUACUGACUGUCAGUAUUAUUUCUCUUCCCCAGCAGCAGACUCCAAGGGCAUUUAAAUUAAAGGUACAGUGUUCUGCACUAAUAUAA
Messenger RNA from Staurois parvus, 478 nucleotides. Lineage: Eukaryota; Metazoa; Chordata; Amphibia; Anura; Ranidae. The record is from the annotation of a GenBank genome assembly.